Molecule: messenger RNA, 825 nt
Organism: Anisakis simplex (herring worm)
Lineage: Eukaryota; Metazoa; Nematoda; Chromadorea; Rhabditida; Anisakidae
Source: the annotation of a GenBank genome assembly
GUGAAAGUGGUAUCACGGAGUGCACGAGGUCUGGCCAUGGAGUAUGUGGGUGCGGGAAGUGGUACGAGUAGGUCAGUGUUAGAACAAGCUGAGGAUUAUGUUAAGAUGGCUGAAUACUUUCCGUAUUUCUUUAGAGCGCCGGAGAUUAUUUUCGAGUUUUUAAAUGGGGUACCGGAUCUUUUAGCGAAACGAAUUGAAGCGAUGGGCAUUAGGAUAGCUGGCGAACGGAUAGCAAUGAAUGAGCUGAUUGAAUUGCCUGAGGAUUGGGACGAAUCGGAGGAGGACUCUUUGAGUUGCGAUUGCAGUCGAAUUGAUCANUCGAGUGAUCAGAAUGAAUUCGGUGGUGUUUUGAAGUCGGAGAUUGUUCGCUCGAGAGCGGCGAAUUCAGGUGAUCUGGGAAAGUUACCCGACGCAAAUGAGACGGUCGUAUCUAGGAGGAAGUUGAGUAAAGAAGCGGGUGAUGAAUACGGGCAGGAAAUGGGAAUGGGAAGAGAUUGUGGUGAGCGACGGGAAGAUGGCAAAAAUCGGGAAUCUGGAAUUGAGGUGGGAGAUCGAGAAGAGAGUGGGAAACUGGUUAUGGGGGAAGAUUGUAAAGUGGAGGGCAGGGAAGAGGGAAGGCAAAGGGAGGUGUUUGUGUUUGAUACGGUGAAUCUGGACGUGACGGCAGUGUUCGUGUUGAUAUCGUCGUUGACUCAUCCGGGCGGGUGUCAAUUUCAGUUCAACAGCACGCUCUUGAAUGCCCAGGCGCAGUUGGAGAGGAGGAAACCGGCGUUGGCACCGUUGUUAAAGGCCAUUAAAGGUGAGUCGAUUGAUGGAUUGAUUUGA